Psylliodes chrysocephalus is the source of this 2627-nucleotide messenger RNA. The record is from the annotation of a GenBank genome assembly. Lineage: Eukaryota; Metazoa; Arthropoda; Insecta; Coleoptera; Chrysomelidae.
CAGAUGUGAACUGCGUGCAAAAUAAAGCUAAAAUAAAUAAAACAAAGUGUAAAUAAUGAGAAUAUUUUGUAGUGUAAUUUUUUCAGAUUUAUCAUAAUUCUGUAAAAUCCAACGUUAAUAUGUACAAUGCUACAAUUUUUAAAGAAAAACAAGAGUGGUCACCAAAAGUACAACCCUACCUCUCUAUCUCAAGAAUCAAAUAAUGAAAAUGCAUUUACUUCCAACCAACAUUAUUGUAAAAGCAGUUCAUUACCAUUACCACUUUCAUCCUUUGAUGAUGAGGGCCUAUUUGACAUUGGUGAAUUCGAUGCAUCUAAAGAACAUUCCAGGCUAACGAGAACUUUAUCAGAUAUCAUUGCUGACAAGAAUGCCUUAGGGUACUUUUUACAAUACAUGGAAUCAAGAAAUGCUUCUUCUUACAUAUUAUGCUGGCUGGAUAUAGAAUCAUUUAAGUCAAAUUUAGAACAUAACGAGGAGGAACAUAAUAAAUCAAAUACAAAGAAUUCCCCACAUUCUCCUGUCCCACACAGCCAGAUUGACCAUGACAGUUUAUCUGUUAGCACAGAUUGUGAUUCGUAUACCGCAGAUUCCAACAGUCUCUGCGACUAUUCUACACCAGCAUUAUCUGAUGGCAAAUGCCCUCAAGAUAGCACAUGUGAUACAGAAAGAAGUGAUAGUAGUGUUAAGUUAAAAAAUGAAGAGUCUUGUAGUGAAAAAAGAAAUGUACAAAAUAUAGUUGAUAGAGCGUUAGAACUAUUUAAAAAAUAUGUUGCGCUUGAGUCACAAUGUAAUAUAAAUUGUACAGAAGGUGUAAGAAAGGAAAUAAUGGAAAAUAUUUGUAAUAUUGAUAAAGUAAUAUCUCCUAAUUGUUUUGAUUCAGUUCAAAAUUUUGUAUAUAAAAUUGUACAAGAUGAUUAUUUUAAUGCUUUUUUAGAGUCUGAUUAUUUUUGUAAAUAUCAAAUUGAUUUAUUGACGUGUGGUAAUGUUGUUCUUGAUGACAUAUUGUAUAACGAGACAGCGUUGUUUUACUUUAUGGAAUAUUUAGAACAAGAAAACCAUCGUAGCUUAUUAGAAUUUUGGAUGGCUGCUUCUAAUUUUCAGCAGCAAUUACACGAUCAAAAAGAAUUUUUUGAUCCUGUUGAAGCACAAACCGAUGCUGUGGUAUUAUAUGACAAAUAUUUUUCAUUACAAGCACUUUGUCCUUUAGGUUUUAGUGAUAAGGUUAGGUUUGCAGUAGAACAGAGUAUAUGUGGUCAUAAUGGUUUAACUCUAGAUUGUUUUUACUUACCUUUAAAAAUUGUUGAGACGGUUUUGGAAAAAAAUUAUUUAAAACCAUUUUUAGAAUCCCAACUCUUUUAUAAAUACUUGUCUGAUUUGAUAAAUACGGUGCAAUCAAAUAAUUAUAGUAAUGUAGACCAAUACAAGCACACUGCGUCUGAUUGUAGCAGUGAAAAAAGUUUUAGUCAAAGCACCUUUUUAGCUUUUGAAAUCCCACAUGAAAACAAAGGGGAAAAGAGUACAAAAAUGACAAUAGACACUAGAGAAUUAUAUGAUCCGGAUGCUCUAUGGAAAAGAAAAAAAUGCCAUACUCUUUCCUUAGGGCGAGUUAACGAAUUAGGUAAGUAUGAGACAUAUUUUGAACCCGAACCGGAUAAAAAAGAAUUUAAAUUGAAAAAUGUUCUUAGAAAAGUUAUGAGCUUCGAUGAUGAUGAUAAAAAGAGGGAAGAUAUGGCAUGGCAAGUGGCUGAAUUAAUCGUAAAAGAUAUUACUAAAAUUACUUUAGGGCAACCGGAAAUUGGUAAACCUUAGAUUGUCUACUCUAAUAAUUAUUCCAAAAACAAAUUUUACAACGAUAUAUUUCAUUAAAUUAACAAAUACAGUUAUUGAUAGAGAUCCACCAACAAAAAUUUGGUACAGCAUGUGGUAGCAGGUCCAGGUAGGUGGAGUCUUUCAGUCAGUUGCGGAUAGACAUACAAAUAGAUUAUACAUCUUAAAUUAUUAUUUUUUCAUUAUAAAUAUACUAAAUACGUUUUUAAAUUCAUUAUCUAAACGUAAACAGUAGAUUUUUUAAAUACUUAAAAAAUAUUUUUGGUUUUCAUAUUUGUAGAAUAAGAUGUUGUUAACAGUAAUUAUUUUUAGACAAUCAAUAAAAAACAGAAUUAAUUUUAUUUUAUUCCAAAAAUAAUAAACUAGAAUGAAGUUAUAUAAUGCUUCGCAUACUCGUCACAGGUUAACAGACCUCCUUUAACCUCCCAUUUUUAAUCAGAUUUUUUUGGAAUCAAUAGGCUUCAUCCCCUUAUAGAGCUUGAUUUUCCUGAAAAUUUCAAAUUUAUAACGUUUUUUUGUUUCCGAGUUAAGAGUUUUUUUUUAAUAUAUCGACCACCUUGUUCAGAUUUUUUCAAAAUCAAUAUAAGCUUCGUCCUCUUCUAGAACACUAGAACAUGAUUUUCGCUAAAAAUUCCAAGUUGAUAUCAUUUUUCGUUUUUGAGUUAGGAUUUUUUUUGUAUUUCAACCCCUUUUAACCCCACUAUUUUGUUCAGAUUUUCUUUUCUAAAUCAAUUAGCUUCGUCCUCUUGUAGAACUUGAUUUUCCUGAAGAUUUCAAGUUGAUUUUGUUUUUGAGUUAUA